Molecule: messenger RNA, 1380 nt
Organism: Peronospora belbahrii
Lineage: Eukaryota; Oomycota; Peronosporomycetes; Peronosporales; Peronosporaceae
Source: the annotation of a GenBank genome assembly
AUGGCCGAUUCUCAAGACGCAGUGGCUUCAUUUAUGAGCAUCACCGGUGCUGACCCUGCUAGCGCAACGCAGUUCCUAGAGCUAACAAACUGGCAAUUGGAUGAAGCGGUGAAUCUCUAUAUGGAAAGUGGCGGUCAAACUGUAUCAACGGCGUUCAGAAGUUUCGAUGACAGUGCAUCAAAUGGCAGUAUCAACUCCUUCAAUCCUUCUGUAGCUUCAAUAUCAGAUAUGGAUCCAGCUACAGCUGCUGCUAUUGCUGCAGCUUAUGGAGACGAUGAACAGACUGUUCGUGCACCUGAUCCAUCCAAGCGUCAGCGUCUUGUUGGUGCAGAGAUGAAUAACCUUGUGCAACCCAUGCGCCAUCUGCGCGACCAAAAUCGCAACUUUGCAGCAGAAACCAUUGCAGCAAUGACAGGUGGUAGUAUUUCCACGGAUUUUGGAGGUCCCAAUGCAGCAGCAUUUGGGGAUGCUACAAAUGGAUUGAACGAUGCAGAUGGUGCAAAUAACGAGCGCACACGUGAUUUGAGCACGCUGUUUCAACCACCGACGACGAUCAUGUUUCAGGGAACUUAUGCUGAUGCUCGCACUCAUGCGAAGAACGAGGGAAAGUGGCUCAUGGUGAAUAUUCAAGACGAAAUUGUCUUUACAAGCCAUAUGCUUAACCGUGACACGUGGAGUGACGACGUGGUGCAAAAUGUCGUGGCAAGCGGCUUUGUAUUCUGGCAGAAUUACUGGGCGUCGGAGCACGGUAAAAAGUUUUGUAGUCUCUACCAGAUUGACCGUGACUCGCUCCCGAUCAUUGUGAUUAUUGAUCCACGAACAGGAGAAAUCCGACAACGAUGGACGGGUUUUCUCGAGCCGCAGGAUAUGACUGAAAAAUUAUCGGAUUUCUGUUGUAUGCAAACCCUUAAUGCGCCACCGACUGAAGCAAAGAAGGAGGGUGAUAGUAACAUCAUGGAUGCGUCGGAAGAUGAUCAAUUGGCUGCAGCAAUCGCUGCGUCAAUGCAGGGUAAUAACGGUGGCAGUGACGAAGGCGAGAUGAAGCAUUCCGAAGACGCCAUGGACCUUGAGGACAAGCACGAAGAGGAGACGGUACAGGAGCCCUUUGUGGCCUUGACCCCAGAGCCUGAUGCUGGAUCCGCCAGCGUAACUCGAUUACAGAUCCGCGUACCCGACGGUUCUCGCUUAACGCGGCGCUUCCUCAAGACUGAUCCGUUAGCUAUGGUGUGGUCAUUCGUGAGGGAUCAGGUCCCGGAAGCUCGAGGACGUGCGUUUGAGCUGCGCACUGCAUUCCCGCCCAGCGCGGUGGCCUACAACGACACGUUAUCGAUUGAAGAGGGUAAGCUCGAGAACGCAUCAUUGAUGGUCAAAUGGUUGUGA